GCCCCAAGGGUCAACACUCCUUCCACGAGCACUAUUCUAUCAUGGAAAGGUAAUCCCACCAACUUAACAUGCUCAGCAAUGGGGGAUCCUGCGGCUAACUUUUCAUGGACAAGAGCUGACGAGAAGCUGCCGGCUGAACAGUCUGAAACUUCUACCAACACAAGUGUUUUGACGAUUAUUCCGUCAGCAGAUUCUGAUUUUUCAAACUACACUUGUACAGCUUAUAACGGCAUUGGUAAAGACAGCAAAGUAUUUAUACUUAAACCGAUAAGUAAGUAUGGUUAAUAAUUGCAAUUAAACUUGGCUAGAAUCAUAUUGUCAGAAUAACGCUGUUGCUUCAAAAAUCCUACUUUUGCAUAAUAAAAUAUAUAGUUUUAUUUUUUGUGUGUAUUUUUCUCAUCCGUCAUCCUAAUCUAAGUAGCCUUGCCUGACCCUCAUUUCUUUUAAAAUGGCUAUAAGCAAAAAGGGAAUUUUUGAGUUAAGGAAAACUCAUUAGAUAUGACUAAGUAUAAAGAGUGAUAAAAAUGCCCCCGAUUAGUUCAAUAGUUAAGUCUGCUUAUUUGGCUCUGACUAUACUUAUUCAUGGUGGAGUAACUGCUACCGUAUUAGGCCCCUCUCUCUAAUAUAGUAAGCCCCCCUCUCGUUUAACCUCCUCAUCCCCUCCCUCUUAUUAUUAUUCACUGUAAAUGAUAGGACUGUGUAAAUCAAUUACGACUGUCAGGGGUCUAUUGCGACUGUAAAACUUUGUGUGGACUGAUCAGGGAUGGUUUAUUUACCAGCAGAAAGUUCUGAUUUGUUUUGCAUCCUCGGCUGUAUGACCUCCAACGGCUUUUACUUGAGCUUUCCCACUUUGCAUUCUGGUUCUUUAUGGAGAACUGAUAUCAUCUUUUUUGCUAAAUUAAAUAAGCCCCCUCCCGUAAAAUGAGCCCACCGUCUCUAUUAAGCCCCCUGGGCCUUAAUAGAGGAUUUACGGUAUCUCAAAGGUCGCCUUGUGUUGUUUCUGUUAUAGGCCCGCCAAGUCCACCAAUAAUCACCCAUAUCGAUAUAACUCACAACGCCAUCAAAGUGGAAUGGAAUAUUCCAACCACUAAGCAGACUACGCCAAUUACAGGAUAUGUGUUAAGAAUAAAGAAGCAAGGAGACUUCACAUCCAUCGAAGUUACUUUUCAGGCAAAGAGCAAUUACUAUAUUUUAGGAAAUUUGUCUCGAGGAAGUAAUUAUACAGUUUGGUUGUAUGCAACUAACGUGGCCGGUAGAAGCAAUGCUUCAGAGGGAAUGCAAGUAGAAACGCUAAUAAAUGGUGAGUAACUUCCAACACGCAGGGAACACUUUUGUCAUGGUUACUGCAUGAAAUCAAAAUUGACCAAUCAAGCAGAGGAUUUUUCCCCUUCUCCGUCUACACUCAUAGGUUAUACGGAUUUGUUUGUUUGCUUUUUGGCAAGUCAAAAAAUUCUUUUAGCCAGACGCUAAUGCAACUAUCAAUGAAAACUGGUCGUGACUAGAUGUACAAAUUUAGACACGAGCAAUAAACCCAGGGGGGAGUGGGUGCGAGUAAUGUAUUAUUGGAUAAACAACGCGAGACCCACAUAGUCGAAAAAAAGGUUCCCUGAAAUGUUUAUCGGGCCUAUAAUAUAAGAAAUACAGCCAUUCAAAAACUCCAAAAUUUAGUAAGAAUACAUACAUGUCCUGACUUUGUGUCCGGGAAACCAUACAUCUCUUAGUAAAUUUUCAAGUACAUAAUUAGCUGUAAUUUCUUCCCUAUUAGCCUCAUUAACACCAGAGUUGAGAUUCUUGCAAAGAACUGUGUAUGAAGUCGUACCCAGUGCUCCUCGGUUUAAAGUUAGGCAAUGGAUUGUGCAGAAUGCUACGUUAUGCGUCCGAGGCUUUAAUGCAUUCAAAGAGAAUUGCGGCUGGGGACUAGGGGAUAAAGGAAGUGCGAGUCUGAAUCCUGCUAUGGGCGUGACUUUCUGUGCGUUUACAGCUUUAUUUCUUAUUAGGUUUUGCAAUAGCUAGGAUAUGACUUUUGUAGAGACGACAGUUUUGAAAAAAGGAGAUAAAUCACGAGAGAAAGCGGUGGCAAUACAGCAGCCGGCUCCUAUUUCCUUGAAUAUGACUUCAAUGUUCUCCUUAGGUGAGAACUUUUCGUUGCAAUUGAAAUUAGAGCUCUUUUAAAAAAGAACUAUACGUUUCAAGGAAAACUAUGUCUUGAAGGCGUCGCAAAGUCAUUGAAACUCUUGAACAAUAUACUGAAAUACUUCUUAAAACUUUUCGGUAACAAUUGUGGGGAAAACCUAAGUAUGAACUUAUUGCAAUUCUUAUUGCCAGGUUGUUUACAGAUCAACAAAUAAAGGAAUAUUGUCCAUAAAAAAAAAAAACUUUCCGCAUUUUUUUAAACACAGAAACCAUCUCUUGAGUUGAAAAAUUACAGUGAUAUAUAUUAAACACACAUCACUGCCCUCGAGUUCGUUUCAUUUAUUUGAUCGUGUAUUACAGGAGAGUAUGAGAGAGGUAUGUUAAAUUCAUUUGGGGUCUUCAGUGAAAAUGAGAGUUGGGAAUCCUAUUGAAUUUCAAUUUUGCAGGGUGUCCAGGUCCACCAAAGCUGCAUUUUUCCAAAGUGAACAUAAACUGCACGACUUUUCUGGCCACAUGGAGAUCUCCAGGUGAUAACGGAGGAGUGGAAGUUAAAGUCAACCGAUUUACUUUGUGGUAUCGCUUAGUGGUUACUAACAAUACUAAAGGAAAAUGGCUGAAAUUUAAUACUACAAAGACGAACUACUACGUAACGCUAGAAUGUUGCUCAACUUAUGAGAUCAUGGUAACAGCCUGGAAAAGAAAUUGUCCAAGUAUGGCUGAUCCAGACAAGGCCGCAAAAGUUACGGUGCUAAAAGGUAUC
This is a messenger RNA of Porites evermanni, 2893 nucleotides long. The record is from the annotation of a GenBank genome assembly. NCBI's taxonomy places the organism in Eukaryota, Metazoa, Cnidaria, Anthozoa, Scleractinia, Poritidae.